UUGCAGAGAGCAAGAAACGAUUCUCGCUCCAUCGAUAUCCGUUGAUGACGUUUAAUUCAACGUUUCUUCUAGAUUUAUUGUAUGAUUUUGCAGUAGAAUAAACGAAUCCGAGAGAAGAUUUCAAUCAACUAAUCUGCAGAUUCAACUCAGAUUCAUCAACAAGCUAAUUAUACAGAAACUCAGUUGAAUGAGAAACUGUUCAAUGGCGAUAUUCGUAAGGGAUUUGUGGUUCAAUUGAUUGAUUACAUGUGUCAUACUAUUCAGAAUCGGAAGAGAACAUAAAACGAUAUGUUUGCAUCAUAUAUGAUCCAACAAGGUCUAAUCAAGGUGUUCUAGCUCUCAAGACUAUGAAGCUCACAGAUUCUUUCAUGGAACUUUAUCGCAAUAACAAUUUUACUGGAGAGAAGUUGAGGGAGAAAAAUCUUUCAUGGGUCGAUAUCUUUGAAGAAAUUCAUAUUAAAGUUUCAAAUUCUGCCAUUAUUAGUGCCUUCAUGACAGAACGUGAAGCUGACACACCUGUAACCCAGUGUGACUAUGACCGCCUGCAAUUAUCAACCAAACCACAAAUGGAAAGAAAUGUUGACUAAAGACAUGGUUGUGUACAGGAGUGCUCUCUCUUGGUAUCAUUCAAUCUCAAUACUAGUGAUGUAGAGAGGUUUUCUUUAUGUAGUAGUGCUAGAUAUUUUCUUCUGUAUCAGUAGUAGAGUUGACCCAAUAAAUAUAUUAGUUGUAUCUUUACGUACAUAGUUUCAGAAGGAAAUUCAUUGUUGGAUAUUCUCCCAUCUUUGACUCAUAAGAGUUGUGUCCACUAUGUACUUCACUUCCGUCACUGUUUUUACUUCUUAGAUUUUGCGAAAUUUCUGUUUUUGUACAGAUUAAUA
Molecule: messenger RNA, 881 nt
Organism: Papaver somniferum (opium poppy)
Lineage: Eukaryota; Viridiplantae; Streptophyta; Magnoliopsida; Ranunculales; Papaveraceae
Product: eukaryotic translation initiation factor 3 subunit H-like
Exons: 6
Coding region: 348-587 (79 amino acids)
Source: RefSeq, a predicted model, not a curated record